This is a messenger RNA of Nerophis lumbriciformis (worm pipefish), 1782 nucleotides long. The record is from RefSeq and is a predicted model, not a curated record. Lineage: Eukaryota; Metazoa; Chordata; Actinopteri; Syngnathiformes; Syngnathidae.
AUGCACGGUGCUGAGGGGAAGACGGAUUCAUUUUCCUCAAAAGGCUCGGGAGAGGAGAGGUGCAAAUCUCCACUUCCAGGAGGAAAGGAGCCGGCCUCUGACAGUCGGUACACGGAGCAUGGGUUCGGGCCGGAACGUUACUACGUUCCGCCCACUGCGCCCAAACCCAACAUGGACACAACUACGCCCUGCUCUUUCAUCCCUUACAGUCCCCGUGGGGGCAUCUACGCCCCGUCCAGCACCGCCAGGUACCCGACAUCUCUUCAUUUGGGUUCCGUGGGCUUCUCCCCAACCACGGGUUCGCGCGGUCACUUCAGCCCGGCCUACCAAAUCGGACAGAGCCCCGGCUGCCUGUACCCACCGUACAGCGGCACAGGCCCGGGUCUCGGCAGCGUCGCCAUCCCAGCGAGCGGGCCGACCACCAGGGCCCACGUCUAUCUUUGCAACCGCCCCCUGUGGCUUAAAUUCCACCGACAUCAAACCGAGAUGAUCAUCACCAAGCAGGGCAGGCGAAUGUUCCCGUUUCUGAGUUUUAACAUAGCAGGUCUGAACCUGACCGCGCACUACAACGUGUUUGUGGAGGUGGCUCUAGCAGAUCCGAACCACUGGAGAUUUCAAGGCGGCAAGUGGGUCACCUGUGGGAAGGCGGACAACAGCAGCCAAGGAAACAAAGUGUACAUCCACCCAGAGUCCCCGAACACAGGGGCGCACUGGAUGAGACAAGAAAUUACUUUCAGCAAACUGAAACUCACCAACAACAAAGGCACAAAUCAGAGCAUAUCACAGAUGAUCGUCUUGCAGUCCUUACACAAGUAUCAGCCGAGGCUACACAUCGUGGAGGUGACUGAAGAGAGUGUGGAGGACAUCAACUCUGAUGCAAAGACUCAGAGCUUCAUCUUUCCAGAGACUCAAUUCAUAGCAGUCACUGCUUAUCAGAAUACUGAUAUUACACAGCUGAAAAUAGACCACAACCCUUUUGCCAAAGGUUUCAGAGAUAAUUAUGAUUCGAUGUACACAGCGCCAGAGAAUGACCGCCUCACCCCUUCCCCAACCGACUCCCCUCGUGCCCCUCAGAUUGUCCCUAGUGCCCGCUACACCAUGCAACCCCUCUUACAGGACCAGUUUGUCAACAGCUUUACCCCAAACCAUUUCUACAACAGUGAGCGAGCCGUGCCUCAAACUGGCAGCCUUCUCUCACCUCAGUCAGAAGACGGAGCUUCUCAGCGAUGGUUUGUCACCUCUGUGCAACAUGGGAAUGGCAACAGCACCAGCCACAAGUUGGACCUUACACCAUAUGAGGGGGAUUACUCCAACAACUUGUUACCUUAUGGUAUCAAAUCAUUUUCCAUGCAAACAUCACACGGUCUAAGCUACUACUCAGACUCUCCUUUCAACAACAUGCCAGCUGGGUGGAGCUCCAGGGCAGCCUACCAGAGAAAGGUGAGUCCAAGUCUGCCUUGGUCACCGAGGCCCAGUCCCACUGCUGCUUUCCCUGAAGACUCUGAAAAGGUGAAGGUACAGCUAGAUGAUGAUGGGAACAGUAAUGGCCUGAUAUCUUCCUGGGUAGAAACACAGCCAUCUUCUCUUUCUCUUGACAAGACUAAUUCCUAUACAUCAGCCUGCAAGCGAAGGCGUUUGUCUCUUAAUGGGCCUAGUACAGAUGACUCACCUGCUGACAUAAAAUGUGAGGACAUAGUCUCUGUUGCCAAUGGCUCUUAUAGCAAAGAAACACCUUCAUCCAAAGGAAUGGCUGCUUACUAUUCCUUUUACACAAGUUGUUAA